Penicillium malachiteum is the source of this 3195-nucleotide messenger RNA. RefSeq lists its product as uncharacterized. Lineage: Eukaryota; Fungi; Ascomycota; Eurotiomycetes; Eurotiales; Aspergillaceae. The coding region runs from base 1 to 3195 and encodes 1064 amino acids. The record is from RefSeq and is a predicted model, not a curated record. The transcript has 6 exons.
AUGGCAUCUGGUCAAAAUGACAGAAUUUCGGAAGACUCCAUGAGUCAGAAUCUUUCGCGAUUUGAUACCCAGGCCACUAAGAAGGAGAAGGCGACACUGGGAGGCUGGGUGAAGAAAAUAUGGGUGAAGACGGGCUUGGACCAGCAAACCAUCUUCUUGAUGAUCAAGGGUGGACUUGCGCCUGCAAUUGCUGUAUCUAUUUACCAAUCCACAUCAGUAGCGGAUGAGUACACCACGCUGGGAUAUCUUAUUGCGAUUGUCUCUAUCCUGGGUUUUGCCAUUAUGCCGCGAGCCAAGUUUAUCCAGAUGAUGAUCUUUGACGUUUUAGCUGUCUGCAUUGCAUCCUGUUUGGCCUUGUUGACAAUGUACUCUAGCGUCCAAGCACGCAAAAAUACAGAAUCGGGAACGACAUCAGCAUAUAACUCAUCGGCGUCGGCUGUCAGUGGAGUCUGGCUGUUCUUCCAGAUCUGGCUCGCUCAUACCUUCCGGGCCAAAUACCCGCAAUUCCAGUUCCCCGUCGUACUGUACUCGAUUUUCGCCAAUGUCUCCUCCAUUUACGCUCCUCAGGAAACUAGCAUGACCUCGGCAAUUGCGCUUGUACUGAAGCUGCUCAAGACAUUCCUCACUGGACUGGCCUUGUCGAGCGGCGUCUCACUGCUCAUCUUUCCGAUGACCUCUCGAAAGGCGGUCUUCAAGCAGAUGGGUAGCUAUAUUGGCAAUCUGCGAACGGCACUCAGCGCCCACGCUGUCUAUUUUGGAAGUCUGGAGAAAGACGAUAUGUUUGGACGCGCUGAAACGUACGAUUCAUCUCAGGAAAAAUGGGGUAAAAAGGGAAAAGUCUACAGUCCAGAAGCAGAAGCUAUCCGUGGUGCAAUUCGGGGGAUCACUGAUCUCCAUGGUAAGCUUCAUGGCGACGUCACCUUCGCAAAGAGAGAAUUCGCGCUUGGAAAACUUGGACCAGAUGAUAUCCAGACGAUCUUCCGUCAUCUGCGCCAGCUUAUGAUUCCAGUGGUGGGACUGAGUUUCGUUGUGGAUAUCUUCCAAAGACUCUCAGACUACAACAGAUGGAAUGAACCCCUUGAUCCAAAUGCCGAACCGAUCCCUGAUGAUGUUCGUCAACGGACUGUCCGCGAUUGGAAUGAUAUCAUGAGGGCGGUGCAUGACCCUUUCGCAACCAUGAUCCAUACAAUCGAUGAGGGACUUCUGCAUACUUCUUAUGUUUUUCAAUUUACGAAACGCCCCAAGCGAGUAGUCUCAGUAAUGACACCAAAUGGCAGCAAUGAGCAGGAUGGAAAAGAUGUUGAGGCCGAGGCUGGAGACACCGCGCCCGGUGAGAAGGGCUUUGCGGCACACUAUGAAAAGAAACUGAGUGAAUUUCGCAGUGCGAAAAGACUCGCACUUCAAACUUGGGCCGAGGAGAAGGGUAUCUCUUUGCCGACUGACUUUUUUGACCAUCCAUCAUCAGUUGAAAGUUUGAAAGGCGAUUUCUUCAACGCAUCAGCUUCAUACCAAGACCGAAGUCGACGUCAAUUGUAUCUCUUUCUUUACAUGGAACAACUUCUUUACUCGACUGGUCAGACCCUUCUAGGAUUUAUUCAAUAUGCUGACAGUGUUGCCGCAAAGGGCAAGUUGUCGCGAAACCGACUUAUCAUCCCUGGUGCAAAGCGUAGUUGGAAGUGGGCCAAGACAUUCUUUCACGCUGCCGAAUCCCAUGAAGACGAUCAUCUUGGUGAUAUCCACACGCAAAGUAGCGCUCUCGAGCUCGGAGAGGCUUACAGGCACCGCAAGGACCCGGAGCACCUACCUCCAACAAACCUAUUCCAAAAGGCUGGUGACAGGAUCCGGAUUGUCCCACGCUUCUUACGUUCGUUCGAAUCUACGUACGGAUUUCGGGUUGCGUGUGCCACAAUGACGAUUGCAGUUAUUGCAUUCUUGCACGAUACUCAGGACUUCUUUACAAAGCAGCGCUUGGUGUGGGCCAUGAUCAUGGUAAACCUGAGUAUGUCACCUACGUCUGGCCAAAGUGUGUUUAGCUUUGUGCUCCGAAUUGCGGGUACAACCAUUGCCAUGGUAGCCAGUCUUCUUAUUUGGUACAUUCCCGACCAGAAGACCCCAGGGAUCAUCGUUUUCCUCUUUCUCUUCGUGUCAUUCGGCUUCUAUAUCCCGAUCAAACUUUUCCGAUUCCGGGUCAUCGGGUUGAUCAGCGUAGUCACCACAACAAUGAUUAUUGGAUAUGAGUUGUCGGUGCGAAAGGUGGGCGAAGCUGUUGCAACCUCGAAUGGCCAAGCUUAUUAUCCAAUCUAUGAGCUGGCUCCCUAUCGGCUUGCUGCUGUGAGUGGAGGUAUAUUUGUUGCUUUCAUAUGGACAUUCUUCCCAUAUCCCAUUUCAGAGCACUCUGUGCUUCGGCAAAGCCUGGGAGCAUCCCUGUACCUCCUGGCCAACUAUUACUCCAUAAUUCACGAGACACUCUCCGCUCGUAUGCGAGGAGACGAAGGUGAUAUGACGUUGAAGAGCUCCGCAGGCCGCAAGCUGGAAAAAGCACGACACAAGGUCUUCUCGAAGCAGAUGAUUAUGUUGAAUGGACUGCGAACAUACUCUGGUUUUCUGAAAUGGGAGGUGCCAGUCGGAGGCAGGUUUCCAAAGAAGCAAUACGACUCUAUAAUCUUAUGCGUGGAAAAUAUUGUUAGUUACCUCAGUUUACUCGGAUAUGCAUCCGAUACCCUCAUGCGCCUUGGCGAUGACGAAGAAGAUGAAACGGGAUCUGUCUGGAUGCACGACUUUCGUCGGCUUGUGGGUACUGCCAAAGUCACCACCCACGAAGUGACGUCGCUUCUGUGUCUUCUGUCCGCCAGUAUCACGAAUCGACAACCAUUACCCCCGUAUCUCAAAGCACCCCGGCCAUACAGCUUUUCGAAGAGACUUGAAGCACUUGAUAAAGACAUUUUGAGUAUCAAGCAUAUUGCCGAGCCAGGAUUUGCUGCCUUUGCAGUCUUGCAGAUUUCCACUCGUUGUAUCGUUGGGGAUGUCGAACGACUCAUGCGACAUGUAAGAGGAUUGGUUGGAGAACUGGACUUCUCUUUCCACGCUGUUAGCACGACAGAUGCUAGCAUUACACAUUCUAGAAUGACUUCACGGGCCCCGUCCCGGGUCUCUGUCAAUGAAGUACAGGCGGCCGACCGUCAGAAGGAGGAUUGA